AUGUCUACGAGGCCAAACUCGUGUGCAAGUAGCAUUCCUCGCAUUCGUCGCGGUCCACAACGCUCCACCUACGCAGCUCUUACGCACGUCAAUCUGUCACAUAUGCGACCCCAAGUGACCGCACUCUCUGAGCCCGGUACAGAGUCUCCAGACUCUGGGAGCUUUCCCGAAUCGUCCGUUUGCCCAGAGGAAAGCAGGGUUGCGACAAUCGGCGGUUCUGAUAUCGCCUCACUCUCCGAGGAAGCAAGCCAGGCAUCGCUACCACGACCAAGCUCAGCAACAUCAGGACGCGACGUCCACUCUUCACCAGGAAAACAUCAGUUUGGCUUCUCUGGUUUUGCUGCUACACGACCCAGUCCAGCUCCAGCUCCUCACCCAUCGACGGGGUCAUUGGUUCAAGCUACUCGGGAACCAUUCAGACGCAUGAUGGCGCAGCGAGCUAGGACAGAUCCCGAGCUCAUGUCUGCCAUGCAGGCUGUUGCUGCGGGCGUGGCAACUCCGCAGCAGAGUAUCUUUGUACAAAGCCGCAUUUCAGAGUCAUUCGACAAUCUCCGAAGACAGAAUCACGCUCUCGCACCACGACUUGCGGCAUCUUCUCCAGGAGCACACUUUCCAGAAGACUUAACUCAAAGCUCGCCGUUCGAUGGACUCCCUGGAGGGCAACCACCAACAAGCAGAGUGCGCUCAAGGCGAUCUGACAGCCACCUAGUUGGGCCAACCUCUGUGCGAGGUGGAUCUCGCAUGCUCCAAGAUAUUGGCCCUCAUCCGAUGAUGCACUUGAGUGGUCGCUUUGUUGAGGAUACUGAGCACGGUACGUAUUACACAUUUCAUGAGACCAUCAAAUUACCACCAACAUACACACGAGAAGAUAUGAGACGCGCUUGCGAUCUUGCAUUUCCACACGAAUCGGCCGUUCGAAACCGUGGGCCUUCCCAAACGUCCUCGUGCGAUCAUCGCACUGGAGCUCCAUCCCAUUCAGAACCUCGCGGAACCCCGAGAAGAGUGUCAUCGCUUGCAAGAGCACAAUACGAUGGCAUUUCAGCGUUCCCACGGUCCUUGUACAAUGAAUCACGGCGCCCCGUUGGGCCUGCGCGCCGAUCAAGCCAUUCCACUCCCAAUCUUCUCGCAGCUGCCAGUAUCUCAGCAUUACCACCAAGCUCUCCUCCACCCAGCUCCCCUUCCUUGCAAGGUCGACCAUACAUCACUGGCAGUAAUCAAUUAGUCACACCUAGCGACUUCGAUGAGUCUUAUCGCAACCCCGUCAAUGCAGCACGACUAGACUUGUCUUCCCCUCUCGAUUUGAUCCAAUCACGCGGACAUGCUCACAUGCAUAAUUCAUCAUCUAGUACAUCGAUUUAUUACUACACGGCAAGCUCGCAACCACGAGUCAGCAUUACUUCACCCGGCCUACCUGGUCAGCUACACUCUCCGCGUUCUUUCCUUGUCUCUCCACCUAGGAAUCCCACUCCGCUGCCAACAAGAACAGGUUCGAGACGUUCAACUAAACGCUCAACGUUUGGAUCCCUUCGACGAUCUCGGAUUCCUUCGCCCCUUCCUUUCACUACAGGAACUACAUACAAUCCAAGCCUAGCUGCUAGAUCCAGAUCCCAUAACCGAUCCAGUGGUGGUGGUGGUGGUGCACUACCUCCACCAACACGCAGAGUCCCUCGCCCAUUGCCAACUCCACGGCGACGGCGAAACGCCUCACCCUUCGAUAGUAGCAACGAUCAGCAGCUCCGAGCGCCUGCACUGAUCAGGACCCAGGCUCGGUCUAGUGAAAAUGCUGAGUCUGCAUCAUCUCCGCGCAUAGCGACACGCAAUCAAAGCGGCAAUGGUCCCAACUUGCAAACCCUCCCCAUCCCCGAGGUCUUCAUAAACAACCGCCAAGUCCCCGCUGGUCCCCGCAUCCCACCGAAUGCCUCAAACCCCCUACGACCUAUAUACAGCAGUUCCCCUCGCGUCUCCAGUGGUCAGCACGGGUCUCUCAUGCAGGCCAGAAGUCCACGAGCUCCCCGCUCUUCAGAGAACGAGUCUUACGCCGGACCACUAGCACCACCCAUCCACGCUGCCAGGAGCCCUCACGCGCCUCGCUCUUCAGAGAACGAAUCAUACGUUCCACCACCGCCCAUCUACGCUGCUAGGAGCCCUCGCGCGUCCCACUCUUCAGAGAACGAAUCAGACAUUCCACCCCCACCGCCCAUCCACGCGGCCAGGAGUCCCCAGGCCCUCCGCUCCUCGGAGAACGAGAGCUACAUCUCACCACGCCCACCACAGCCCGUCCCCACUCCCAGAAGCGCACGUGCGCCCCGUUCCCCGGAGAACGAGAGCCACAUCGCUCCAACCGGCGAGACUUUCGCGCUGCCCCUCCCCCUCCCCACCCCCGUCCCUCCGCCCCGCCCAGCGCACUCCGCGACCCACAUGCACAGCUCCCGCCUCCCGACGCCAGGUGCCCAGCCCUCCCAGUCGUACCACCCUCAUCGCCGCAGGAACGCAGUCUCAAACGGCUCAGAUGAGCGUGAGCGACCGCGGGCGAGUGCUGUAUCGCAACCGACGAGCGGGAACGCUAACGCGACUGCCUUGGCUAUCCGUACACGAGGGCCUAGGCUCCCGGCGUGGCAGCACGAGCAGGAGAACUCGGGCGAGGCGGAGGAGGCGUUGAUGAUGGCGGAGAUUAGGGUCAGGGGGGCGAGGGAGGGGUCGGGGGGGUUGGAUGUGUUGGAUGAGACGCCGCCGCGGCUGGGGCGGUUUGAGAGGAGGAUGAUGGGGUUGUAG
Messenger RNA from Mytilinidion resinicola, 2772 nucleotides. RefSeq lists its product as uncharacterized. The record is from RefSeq and is a predicted model, not a curated record. The coding region runs from base 1 to 2772 and encodes 923 amino acids. The transcript has a single exon. Lineage: Eukaryota; Fungi; Ascomycota; Dothideomycetes; Mytilinidiales; Mytilinidiaceae.